Messenger RNA from Trypanosoma theileri, 402 nucleotides. RefSeq lists its product as uncharacterized. The transcript has a single exon. The annotation marks the transcript as partial. NCBI's taxonomy places the organism in Eukaryota, Euglenozoa, Kinetoplastea, Trypanosomatida, Trypanosomatidae. The record is from RefSeq and is a predicted model, not a curated record.
GAAAAUCGACGUCGUUUGAUUGACCAAGGAGUUGCUCUUAGUCGAAAACAUGGUGUUUCAGAACGUGUUCAUUACCUUCAUUGCGAUUUAAAGGAACUCUAUCCUGUUAAGAAUGAAAGUGUUGAUCUUUUGCACGUUUGUCGUUUUUUACAUCGACCAUCAUUGCAAAACCUCUUAAAGCUACCCCGUAAAGAAGGGAAGGGUUAUCUUAUUUACUCCCAUUUUUUAGACGGCUGUCAGAGGACGAGGGUGGGACACCCAUCGACGGUUGCCGGUUUUUUUCUCCGGGGCGAGUUACGCCAACUACUAGAGAGUACCGGGUACAUGAUUUUAACGGAACGCGAAAACGUCUUGCCGGACGGAAGGCCGUUGGUAAACAUAUUCGCGCGAAGGAUGGAAUGA